CUAUUCAUAAUUAUUUACUCUGAAAUAUUAAAAACACCAAAAAGCACCAAUGUUCGCAGUUGUUCAAAUAAAAAAUUUUGAAAAUAAGUUAGGACAAAAUACGUACACAACACAUUUGGCUGGCAUAGAAUGUAAGAUUUAGUCAAAACAAUGAACCAUCCGCCAAUUUCUAGUUAUAUGUAUAAAAGCACCACCACUUCCAUGUGCAGUUGGUAGAUAAUAGUCACGGCGAAAAGUACUUAAUAAUUUCGCACUUAAAAUGUUCGCGCACAUUGCAUGUCGCGCACUGCCGCUUUUGAUUGCGGUCUAUACCACCGUUUCUCAUGCCGAUGGCUUCAUUGGCGGUACACAAACCAAAAUUCAGAAUUAUCCAGCCGUGGCCUCUUUGGAGACAAGCAAUGGAACAGUUGUCUGUGGCGGUGCUUUAGUCAGCACGAGUGUGGUCGUCUCUGCUGCGCAAUGCUUGGAGUACAAUGAUCCUGCCGAUCUGUACGUCCGCCUGGGCACCAGCGACUAUGCCAGUGGUGGAGAGCGCAUUUCCAUUGCCUCCUACAAAAUUCAUGAGGACUUCGAUUGCGACACCAUGGCCAAUGAUUUGGUUGUAAUUAAGCUGGCAAAAUCAAUUAAGAAAACAAAGACGGUGCGUACCAUAAAAAUGCCUAAGAAGGAACCAAAAGCUGGAAAAAUUGGUGCUUUAGUCGGUUGGAAUGCCAAUGAGCAGCUCGCCGAAGCUGAAGCGAAAAUUAUCAGCACUAAGGAAUGUGGUUCUGGCCAAUAUGCCUAUAGCAGUGAUGACCUAACCGCUAGUAUGCUCUGUGCAGCGCCGGUGGAUGCGGAAGUAUGUGAUGCACAACCGGGCACACCGUUGAUAAUUAAAAGAAAUUUGGUUGGUGUGGUUUCAUGGGGCUAUGGUUGUUGUGGUGAUAAGGGCCACCCAGUCAUUUACACAGAAAUCAGUAAGCUUCGUAAAUGGAUCAAGAAUACGGCAAAGAAAUUAAAAAAUUAAACGCACAGACGCAAAUAUUAAAUAAAUAAUUCUUAUGAAAAAUGUGACAAUUA
This is a messenger RNA of Anastrepha obliqua, 1059 nucleotides long. Its product is annotated as trypsin alpha-3-like. The record is from RefSeq and is a predicted model, not a curated record. NCBI's taxonomy places the organism in Eukaryota, Metazoa, Arthropoda, Insecta, Diptera, Tephritidae. Gene Ontology annotation, molecular function: serine-type endopeptidase activity. Gene Ontology annotation, biological process: proteolysis. The transcript has a single exon. Bases 260 to 1006 code for a protein of 248 amino acids.